Messenger RNA from Myzus persicae (green peach aphid), 698 nucleotides. RefSeq names its product ubiquitin-fold modifier 1 (gene Ufm1). The record is from RefSeq and is a predicted model, not a curated record. The coding region runs from base 183 to 458 and encodes 91 amino acids. The transcript has a single exon. Lineage: Eukaryota; Metazoa; Arthropoda; Insecta; Hemiptera; Aphididae. Gene Ontology annotation, biological process: protein K69-linked ufmylation. Gene Ontology annotation, cellular component: nucleus; cytoplasm.
AUAUUAAUUUUAUGAUAGUCGAGAAAAUAGAAAUAGUGAAAGGCACUAACAAGCAUACAACUUAAAUGCCUAUUAAUUAAUAUACUUGGCUGGCUGUAAAUAUCAAUCAAAUAUUGUUAGUUGUACAUUUUUUAACUUGUGUAUAAGUAUUUUCUGAAACAGUGCUAUACAAACUGUGUAAAAUGGGAGAUUCUGUUCAAACAGUAGGAUUCAAAAUAACACUAACGUCAGAUCCAAAACUACCAUUUAAAAUAUUUAAGGUACCAGAAGCGGCGCCAUUCACUGCAGUUUUAAAAUUUGCAGCUGAAGAGUUCAAGGUAUCACCCGAAACAUCAGCCAUAAUUACAGAUGAUGGGAUUGGUAUUAAUCCACAACAGACUGCAGGAGUUGUUUUUCUAAAACAUGGAGCAGAACUGAGGCUUAUACCAAGAGAUAGAGUCGGAUUAAAUAAAUGUUGAUAUGUAAUUUAAUAUUGAAGUUUUAAACAAAUUAUCAAAUAAUCUGUUUCAGUUUGUAUUAUUUUAUAAAAACAUUUAUUUUUUAUUUUUCUAUACAAUACCUAAAAAUAAUUGAAAGUAAAAUGAUUCCAUUCUGAAAGUAAGACAAAUUGUUGUUCAAGCAAUUCUUAAGAGACAUCCUGAUGUUGUAUUCAUUCUAAAUAUUAAAUGUAUGAUCAUUAAUAAAAUACUUAUUAUUUA